UCCAGAGUGAGGCUCAGGCAGUUAGGAUAUUUGCAUCGACUUUUCUUAUUUUUGACCGAAUCUUUUGAAAUUUAACUUAAACAAGUGGUUUUUUUUUCAAAAUUCCAUUCAAAUGGAGAGAGGAAAAUAAUUAAAACGAAAAAACAUGAAAAUCAACUGUAGGGAGGACAUCAUUAGACUACCGGACGUUACAUCUCUUCGGGCAUUGAAGAAACAGUGGAAUGUGAAGAGCAAUGGCCCCCUUCAUAAUAGAGAUGAUUAUGUCAGAUUAUUGUUGAAUUUCUACGACAAAGAUCAUGAAAGGAAAAAUAAGCCUGACUCUAACGCUGGACUUUCAGAGGCUAUUCAUUUGGACAUGUUGAACCGAGCUAAGCUCCGGGAGAUUUAUGACAAGAUCCUUGGGUUGUACAAUACCCUUCCUGUGCAGUACCAGAAAAGUCUAAAUUCCGCCUACCCUGAUCUUGUGAACUAUUUAACGGCAAAGAGGAAGGACCUCGAUUCCAGCGAUAUUGUAAUUCUUGUGGCGGGUGAAACAGGGGCCGGGAAAUCAAGCUUCAUCAACCUUCUGUUGGAAACUGACAUACUACCUGUUGGUGCCAUCGAGUCCACACAGACAAUUUGUGAGCUACGAAAGUCUAAAAACGAGAAAAAAGAAGCAUUUUGUUUCUUUAAACGUGGAAACAAUAAAAGGGCAAGAGCCCCAAAAGUUAUCAAGGUAGAAAACCAUAAAGGUGUAGAGGAACUGAAAAAGAGAAUCAGAGAAAGAGAUAAAGAUGAAGAAAGUCCGUAUGAACGAAUAGAAAUAUACAUGCCUUUCAGAAUGCUUGAGGAAGGAGUUGUGAUUGUUGAUAGUCCUGGGAUUGGGGAGAAUGGAAAGAAAAGUGGCGAGCUGCAACGUUACCUCGCCCAUUCGUUUGGCGCCAUCUAUCUCGUCAACACUGCCUCAGCCGGUGGAGUUAACUCUGGCAGACUUAGAGACUUUCUUCGAUUUGUCGUUAAUUCCACGGGUGAUGAUUUCAAUCCUUCUGCUACCAUAUUCAUUGGAAACAAAAUAGAUUCGGUGGAUCUAAAAGACCAAGAAGAGGUCAAGCAAACUACAUCCUACAAACUAAAGCAGUGCUACCCUGGUCUGAAGGACAGAAAUAUAUUCUUUAUGUCUGUUAAUGAGGCUUUACAAAGCGUUUCUUACGAUACCAGAACGGAGGAUCAUGAACACAUUUUGGUACAGGGAAUUCAGAAUCUGUUCCACGCUGUUCUUAGAAAUAAUCUAAACAUCCAUUACAGACUUCAGUCUCAAAUUUUGAAAAGAACGUUGGUGUCUGUAACCGUUUCUCGAACAAUGGCGGCAUCAGGCAAAGAGAACAGACAAAACGAAAUCGAGGACAUCCAAAGACGAAUGAAAACCCUCGAACAAAAUGCAAAAGCGACAAUAGAAAAUUUGAAAUCAGAAAUUAAAUAUGAAGAAGAGAAGUUGUAUGAAGACCUCGUAUCCUGUCUUCGAGACAGAACUUUUACUGAAAAGGUUUUUGAUAUUCAGGAAAACGAAUGUGCAAGACCAUCCAAAGACUGGAAAGAAGUAGCUGAAAAUGCCAGUCAUAUUAUAAGUAACAUGAUAGCUAGGGAGAUAGAUUUCUGGGAAAAUAAAAUUAAGCGUGUUGAUGGAAUAAAAGCAAGAAUCUUGGACAAAUUUAACAGUGAUUGCCAAGGCUAUGAAGAGCAGCUUAAAGAAAUUGAAAGUGCCCUGUUGGGCGGCGACACUUAUUAUAUUAAAGAUUUACAUAAUUCCAUGAAAAGACAAGCACCCAUACGACAGAUCUGGGCAAAAGCAAAAGAUGUUCGACGCAAUGGGGACAAGAUAAACAGUCUGGGGUCCAUGGUAAGCAGUGCUGGGGGUCUGUCCACCUCAGACAAACGAGUAAAGGAUAUCUGUAGGGCAUAUACACCCAAAAAACAACUGGAAAAAAUGAAGUCCCUGGUCUAUAUUUAUAUUGAAAACAUUUUCGAUGGAAACGACCUAAAAAUUAAGACAAUCAAUUUCGUGAAAAGAUUUGCUACAGGUCUGGAUACUAUAGCAGAAAAGAUUCCCGAUUUCAUCCAUGCUGAUGCAGAGUUGAUUGAAAAUAUUCAAGAGGAAAUUCGAAAUGCUGAAUACAAUUUGAAGGAAGUUUUUCCAAAUAUUCUUCAAACUGGAAAAAGAUUGCAAGGGCAACUUGAUUUUUUCUAUACAAGAGAAAUAAUGGAAAUGGAUUUUUGUCUACGUGAUCUAAGUUAUAACCCAUCUGAGGACCUGCUUGGAAGUGGGUCAUUUGGUGAUGUUUACAAAGCAAAGCUCGUGUGCUUUCGACCACCAUUGGACGUGGCUAUUAAAAUCAGUAAAAAAUACUUGCAGGAAAGCAAUAUAUCUGACUUACUUCUGGAGGACCGUACGAUGAGAGACUUGGAUCAUAAACAUAUUAUUCAGUACUACGGAGCGUCGUUACGAGAAGAAAAGGUCCGAGGGAAAAAAUGUCUCUUUUGGGUUAUGGUUAUGGAGUACUGUUUCGGAACCCUGAAGGAAAAAUUAAUCGAUGAAGAUUAUAACAAUCCAGCCAAAGUAGAAAAGAUCUAUUCUGUCCAAGUAGAACAGAUGAAAGAAAUGGCAAGAAUGGUGAUGGAGAUAUGCGAGGGUCUGCGGUAUAUUCACAAUAAAGAUAUGGUCCAUAGAGACCUGAAGCUUGAAAAUAUUCUCAUUGCUGUGGACUCGAGUGGUAAAGACAUACUAAAGUUAGCUGACGUCGGACUGACCAAAUCGGUUACUGAUAUCGAUAGAACCGUCGCGGGUUCUCCAGCUUACAUGGCACCGGAAGUUCUCCUCCAAACAGAAAUACACAGUUGUAAAGCUGACAUCUAUAGCUUGGCCAUAGUCAUGUGGGAGAUGUGGUAUGGUAUUGAUGCUGCUAAGCAUAUCCAGACGCAGUUAUAUGAAACUUUACAGAGUGCAAUAAAAGGUGGACUUCGUCCUUCUUUGUCACUGGAAAACAAACCACCUGCUGAUUGGAUGGAUUUGAUAAAGUGUUGUUGGGACAUUGAUCCGACAAAUCGGCCGGAAGUUGAUGAAGUCUGGACAUUUUAUGAUAAUUUCUUGCAAUAUUAAUUUCCGGAAUUUUUGUCAUAUUCUUAAAAAUACAAAAUGAAGAAAAGUUCAAAGUAACAAGAUCCAAACAUUAUUAUAUUUUCUUGCGUCUAAUAAUAGAUAAACAAAUUUCUUAAAAAUUUUAAUCCCAUGAUAUAUGUAAGUCUCCGGACUCAUUCUGAUUGAUGAAAAAAUUCGGGCGUUUCGAAUCUUUCGGGAGUCGGCUGACACAAUGAAGACUUAACUCAUUAUGUUUUAAGACCCUUUAGACAGAGUAAGCCAGCCCAGGAAAGAAAAUUCCUGUUGUUAAUGCCCUUGUAAUAUCCCUUGUAAACCCCUAUUGCCCAUAUUAGAAAAUUUGUGUAAGAACAUGCGCAAAUAUUAAACAUUUUGCGUUACGAUCUCCUUUUGCUGCUGACACUGGCUGUGAUUGAACGCAUAAUCCGCGUCACAAUCUGUUUUAUUCCGGGGUCUGCGGCCUGUAAUUUGAAUUCAUUUGAGGUCUAUGUAGUUAAUUGCCCAUUUAUAAUUUUCAUUGUCAUAAUACAGCUUUAUUCCUGGUAAAAUUAGUUUAUCAUAAACAACGUCAGUUCAAUAUCACUUAUCACUGACUUAUAAACAUUAUCAUUGACUUAUAUAAACAUAAUCAU
Magallana angulata is the source of this 3762-nucleotide messenger RNA. RefSeq lists its product as uncharacterized. The record is from RefSeq and is a predicted model, not a curated record. Bases 146 to 3133 code for a protein of 995 amino acids. The transcript is spliced from 10 exons. Gene Ontology annotation, biological process: protein phosphorylation. Lineage: Eukaryota; Metazoa; Mollusca; Bivalvia; Ostreida; Ostreidae. Gene Ontology annotation, molecular function: ATP binding; protein kinase activity.